AAUUUCCAACUCGCGCUUUCUUGAGCAGCGGCUGCCUCCCACUUCAACUGGUGUCAAACUGCUGUCUCUGUCUCAGAGUGAGACAGACAGAGUUAGACAGAGAGAGGAGAAAGGGCUCAACAGGACCACAGCCAGAGACAGGCGUAUGCUAACAGGAAAGGAGGAGAAGCCAUGCCAAACUUGAGGUAUUUAAGGCUGUAAGUACUCUCCAAGGAGCAACUGAACAGAGGCCUGCAAAUAAUGGAAAAACAGACAGUUAAUGGGAUAUCUUCAAACAUGAAUGGGAAUUCGAAAAGGCCACCCUCCUACUCGGUGGAGACGCCAUAUGGCUUUCACCUGGACCUGGACUUCCUCAAGUAUGUGGACGACAUUGAGAAGGGGAACACCCUCAAGCGGGUCCCCGUUCAGAGGAGGAGCAGGCCCGCCAGCGCCAGUGCCCACCACAACCACAGCCUCCCAGGCCACGGCCGCACCCAUGGCGGCCCCACUCAGUGGAGCUCCAUCGGCUCGCUGUGGCCCAAGUCCCGCGGCACGGACGGCCAGCACGCGUACGACGGAGUCCUGUCCGGCUAUCCCAGACACCCGGGCGCCCCUGGCGCGUCGCUGGCCGGCGGUCGCACGGACGAGAGCAUCCGGGCGUUCGACGAGCAGCCGCUGGGGUGCUACGUGAGGCCCAACCUGCUGCGGGCCUCCAGCCUGCCGGCCACCGUCCUGCUACGCAAGCGCUCCGAGUCCAACGACGACCCAACCAGUCCCCGGGGCUCCAGGGACCACCUGCUGCUGCAGGAGGACGACGGCUCCUCCGAGGACGUCUUCAUCGACUCGGGCAGGAUGUCGGCGCCGGUCGGCGGGACAGGGACGCUGCAGCGGCUCACCACGGCCCUGCGGCGGGUCGGCGAGCUGGAGGAGGAGAUCCGGGUGGUGCCCGAGCUCAGGGCCCAGAUCUGCAUCCUGCAGGAGGAGAGAGAGAGGCUCCUCACCCGGCUCUACUCGGACUCGGAGAGCAGCCCGGAAGUGGCGGACUCCGGUCCGAAGGCCAACGGCCGACCGCGGGCCUCGCGGGCAGACGCCAAGGCCGACUGGGGCAACGGGCACAGCUCGGGGCGCGGCUCCGGCAGCCUGGAGGAUCAAGAGGAGGACUGGAUGAGCCGGGAGCUGAAGCGGCUGGAGGAGAAGGUCAAGGCCUCGUCCGUGCAGGUGGAGACCGAGGCCAUGAUAUCGUCGGUCCGAGACGGCACGCUGUCAGGGGCAGGUCAGCGGUCAGCUCGCUCGGUGCCCGCCAGGGAGCGAGCUCCGGAGCACCAGUCUGUGGACGCCCUUCAGAAGAGGCUCGCCAGCCUGGAGCAGAGGCUCCGGGAGUCCGAGAAAGACCUGGAGGCGGCCAGGGCCACGCUGCAGAGCCAGGUGGAGGAGGGCCGUCUGAAGGACCAGAGGAUAGAAGAGCUCAGGGAGAUGGAGCGAGCGGAGGCCCGGCGAGCGACGCCCAGCACAAGGGACGCCUCUGAGAUCACCCCGGAGGAAUGGAGGGUGGCUGAUGCGGGCAGCAGGCAGGAGGACGCGGCGCCCGCGCACGUGAGUCACCACGUGGGGAGAGUGCGCCAGCUCCUCCAGGAGCAGUGGGAGUGUCUGUGUGCAGGCCCGAGGCCGGCGGAGCCCCUCCCCCCCAGGGUCAGCUCCAUCCAGGAGGAGCUGAUGAGGCUGGUGGACACUCUGGCCUUCUGCAUGGACCCUGGACAGAGGAGCAGCCCUGGAUGCCAGCUCACUGAAGCUAAGACCUCUGCUUUGGGAGGCGGGUAUUGUCCGGUUGGAGAGACUGACAGGAGUGGUGGAGCUAACCAUAGCAGGCCAUCUGGUUGGGAGGAGGUUGUAAAAGAGGACACAUCACACCGAGACGAAGUGAACCCACAGAGGAGGACUGAAAGAGAACAGGAUUUUCAGACACAGCCGGGAUCUCAGAGACCGUCAACGCAACAGGAGAGGACAGAGGGGAGCUCAGGUGGUCACCAGAGGGGAUCCAAAGAAUCCGUGGAAUCAGGAAAUGAAGCAAACUGGGUUGAUGAGGCCUUCAUCGCUGCAUGUCUUUACCUGAGGGACCACAUGGAUGAAAUGGCAAACCUGAACGAUGACAUGAGGCAGGCCCUGACGGUGGUGUUCCAGCAGUGGUUCCACGUGACGGCCGAGGAGGACUCGUCUGUCCACGAGGUGGCGCUCUACCUGGACAAGGUCAGGGCUGCUGCGCCCUCGCUUCUGCACUUCCUCGUCAACCUGGCAGACGACAACGGCAACACCGCCCUGCACUACAGCGUGUCGCACUCCAACUUCGGCAUCGUCCAGACCUUACUGAGCACAGGUGUUUGUGACGUGGACGUGCGGAACAAGGCUGGCUACACCUCCAUCAUGCUGGCCUCUCUGACGGCGGCCGACUCGGCGCUGGACCUGGAGGUGGUGCGGCAGCUCCUGCGGAGUGGAGACGUCAGCGUACGCGCUGGCCAGGCGGGGCACACUGCCCUGCACCUGGCUGCGAGGCACGGGCGCCGGCUAAUCGUGCCGCUCCUUCUGGCCGCGGGCGCCGAUGCCAACGCCCAGGACCGCAGCGGCAGCACUGCCCUCAUGUUGACCUGUGAGCGAGGGCAUGGCGACAUCGUCGCUUUCCUUCUGGAGCAGGCCGACUGCGAUCUGACCCUCACUGAUAGGGAGGGACGCUGCGCUCUGUCAAUAGCUCUCCAGGCGUCCUUUACCGACAUUGCUGACCUUCUGAAAGCCCACAUGGCCUCCUAAGGCACUGCAGAGACUCAAGCCAGAUCACUCACCAAGAAGACUCUCUCUCGCUCUCUCUCACUCACACACACACCUACACACAUGCACACACACACACACACACACACACACACACACACACGCACACUCACACACAUUUUAUUGACUCAGAUAGCAAACACUGUUAAAAAAAUAUUAGCACAUUCAAUAUGACCCAGUCAAGUCAUCUUAUUGCUUUAACUUAGUUAUGUCAACGUGUAGUGCCAGUGUAAGUGUGUAAGUAUAUACUACGCAUAACCUUGUUACUACAAAUAAACUUGACACUACAUGUUCACAUAACUGAACUCAGUCAAAGCAAUAACAUGACUUGACUGGAUUAUGUCACCUGUGCUAAUGUUUUUCUACAAACACACAUACACACUCUCUCUUUCUCUCUCUCUCACACUCUGGCUCAGAUAGCACUGUCACUGAGAUAAGAAUCUCAACAGCAGACAUAACUGUAAAGAAGAGAUAGCGGCUCAAUGUUGGAACACUUUGCAAAAACCUACAAGCAAUACCAAAUGUUUUGGAAUGAAAGUAGGCGCAAACACAUUCUAAAGUCUGAAGUGGGAAAAGGGCAUAAUCAGAGACUGGGGACUGCUGAGUGUUCCUUUAGUCAGUGGCCACAUGACAUAAUGUCAGCUAUUGAUUAAAACACUCCAAAGACCACAGACAGUACAUCAAUAACAUCUCGGACGUCAUGAAAAGAUUCUCCCACUUUCUCUCUCUCUCUCUCUCUCUCACACACACACACACACACACACACACACACACACACACACACACACACACACACACAAGAACCUGCAAGAAGAAAGAGUUGUAGAGAAAGAAACAUCAGUCAGUCAGGAGGGGAAACAAAGCCCUGAAGAGUUUUAUGAGUUGACAGUCAAGUUGACUCUGCCAGGUUAUGCUUGGUCUUGUCAUGUCACUGUCAGACCUUGUCUGGCUUGAGUAAUGUGAAAAUGUUAAUGUCAGUUACAAUGUAAAUCAUCCACAGUGCCUCAGUCUACAGUUUUAAUAUCCACCAUUUAUCUUUCUCAGCAUUUUUAAGCUAGAAUAUUGCUGUAAUAUUGCCUUUUGCUGAUGCCUGCAACAAGCACUUCAAUAGAAUCGGAAAUGACCACCAUACUACCACGCAAUUUCCCCAGAACUGUUU
Messenger RNA from Sardina pilchardus (European sardine), 3955 nucleotides. RefSeq names its product KN motif and ankyrin repeat domain-containing protein 4-like. The coding region runs from base 241 to 2778 and encodes 845 amino acids. Gene Ontology annotation, molecular function: protein binding. Gene Ontology annotation, biological process: negative regulation of actin filament polymerization. The transcript is spliced from 10 exons. Lineage: Eukaryota; Metazoa; Chordata; Actinopteri; Clupeiformes; Clupeidae. The record is from RefSeq and is a predicted model, not a curated record. Gene Ontology annotation, cellular component: cytoplasm; cytoskeleton.